This is a messenger RNA of Ficedula albicollis (Collared flycatcher), 1298 nucleotides long. It is a transcript of the gene PORCN, whose product is annotated as porcupine homolog (Drosophila). Gene Ontology annotation, cellular component: endoplasmic reticulum; membrane. The annotation marks the transcript as partial. The record is from RefSeq and is a predicted model, not a curated record. The transcript is spliced from 10 exons. Gene Ontology annotation, molecular function: palmitoleoyltransferase activity; Wnt-protein binding. Gene Ontology annotation, biological process: canonical Wnt signaling pathway; Wnt protein secretion; protein palmitoylation. NCBI's taxonomy places the organism in Eukaryota, Metazoa, Chordata, Aves, Passeriformes, Muscicapidae.
UGCACUGAACUGGGAGUGACUGGGAGCCCCCUCAGGGAGCUGCACAUGGUGGACACGGUCACCUGGCACAAGAUGCGAGGGGCGCAGAUGGUGGUGGCCAUGAAGGCCGUGUCGCUGGGCUUUGACCUGGACCGCGGCCCCGCGGGUGCCGAGCCCAGCCCUGCGCAGGUGCUGGGCUACCUGUGCUCGCCCGGCUCCGUGGUGUUCGGGCCCUGGGAGCCCUUCAGCACCUACCUGCGGGCCGUGGAGGGGCCGCCCCUGAGCCUGGCCUGGCUGAGGAAGGCUCUGUGCAGCCUGGCUCUGGCGCUGCUGUGUUUGCUGGUCAGCACCUGCCUGGCGCCGUUCCUCUUCUCCAGCCUGCUGCCGCUCUACGGGGCGCAGGCCCUGCGCAGGUGGCUCCGUGCCUACGAGAGCGCGCUCUCCUUCCACUUCAGCAAUUACUUCGUGGCCUUCCUGUCUGAGGCCACGGCCACACUGGCGGGGUCCGGCACGUCCCUGCAACACGACCACCUGCACUGGGACCUGGCCGUGUCCCGGCCCAUGCGGGUGGAGCUGCCGCGCUCCAUGGCUGAGGUGGUGACAAACUGGAACCUGCCCAUGUCCCGCUGGCUGCACACCUAUGUGUUCCAGACCGCCCGGCGCUUGGGCACCUUCGCUGCCGUGCUGGGCACCUAUGCGGCCAGCGCCCUGCUGCACGGCCUCAGUUUCCACCUGGCUGCUGUGCUGCUGUCCCUGGGCCUCAUCACCUACGCUGAGCAUGCCCUCAGGCAGCGUUUGGCUGCCAUCUUUGACGCCUGUGUCCUGUCCAAGCGCUGCCCCCCCCACUGCAGCCACCGCAACAAGAACACGCUGUGGGUGCGGGCUCUGAACGGGGCCCUGGGCGCCCUGGCCCUGUUCCACCUGUCCUACCUGGGUGCCCUGUUCGACGUGGAGGCCGAGGACACCGUGGAGGAGCAGGGCUACGGGAUGGCCUACACGGUGCGCAAGUGGUCGGAGCUGAACUGGGCCAGUCACUGGGUGACACUGGGCUGCUGGGUGCUGGCCCGGCUGCUGCGCUGAGGCUCUGGCAGGGCACUGGGAGCGACCGGGGAGGAACAGCGAGCACUGGGAGGAACUGGGGGCAAGUGGGAGAACCGGGCGCCACAGAGAGCGCGGCCGCUUCACGUCACGGGGGGCCGCUCCGCGCCGCCGGAAGCGCCUCUCGAUGAUCCAAACUUCCGCUUCUUGGUGUUUCCCGCCCUUUCCUGGGCGGAAGUGCCGCGCGACCGGUCUGGGCCGAAUAAAGCCUCGCCUCGAUG